CGAGCCUGUUUCCGGUCGAAGGUGUGAGAGUGACGCACUCCAUAAGCAGCGAGGACCGAUACACGCCAUUGUAUGAAUUUGUUGCUUUCGCGUCUUUUCCGUUUAAUUUUACAAAGGUUUUAGGUGCAGUUAGAUUUAACAGUCCCUUGUUAAAUCUUCGACUCCCGCUUUUAAGGACAGAUAUUUUAUUUACGAUUAAGGACAUGGCAUCAGACUCGUGGGCCCAGGCUGUCGAUGAACAAGAAGCCGCAGCGGAAUCGAUAGGUAGCUUGCAAAUAAACGAAAAAGAAGACAAACUGAAAGCUGAAGCAAACGGGGCAAAGACUGAAGGAGACGAUAAAGAGAAGACCGAGGAGGAUGAUAAAGAGGACAAGGCAGCACAGUCACUACUGAACAAGCUGAUCCGCAGUAAUCUAGUGAACACGACCAAUCAAGUUGAAGUCCUCCAGAGGGAUCCGAGCUCUCCGCUCUACUCCGUCAAGUCAUUCGAAGAGCUACGACUAAAACCCCAGCUGCUGCAAGGAGUGUAUGCCAUGGGUUUCAACAGGCCCUCCAAAAUCCAGGAGACGGCGUUGCCCAUGAUGCUUGCAGAACCUCCGCAGAAUCUGAUCGCUCAGUCUCAGUCAGGCACGGGUAAAACGGCUGCCUUCGUGCUGGCCAUGUUGAGUCACGUGGACCCCGAAAACAAGUGGCCUCAGUGUCUGUGUGUGUCCCCCACAUACGAGCUUGCCCUGCAGACGGGCAAGGUCAUCGAACAGAUGGGCAAAUUUUACCCUGAAGUCCAGCUAGUGUAUGCCAUCAGAGGAAACAAAUUGGAGCGGGGAACGAAAUUACAGGAACAGAUCGUCAUUGGCACUCCCGGGACUGUUUUGGAUUGGUGCCAAAAGCUUAAAUUCAUCGACCCCAAGAAGAUCAAGGUGUUCGUUCUGGAUGAAGCUGAUGUCAUGAUCGCCACACAGGGCCAUCAAGACCAGAGCAUUCGUAUCCAGAGGAUGCUUCCUAAAACUUGCCAGAUGCUGCUGUUCUCGGCCACAUUCGAAGACACCGUGUGGAACUUUGCGAAGAGGAUCGUUCCCGACCCCAACAUCAUUAAACUGAAGCGCGAGGAAGAAACUCUGGACACCAUCAAGCAGUACUAUGUCAUCUGCAACAGCAAGGAGGAGAAAUUCCAGGCUUUGUGCAACAUCUAUGGAGCCAUCACUAUCGCCCAGGCCAUGAUCUUCUGCCACACCAGGAAAACCGCCGGGUGGCUGGCAGGAGAGCUGUCCAGAGAAGGCCACCAGGUGGCGCUGCUCAGUGGAGAGAUGCAGGUGGAGCAGAGGGCAGCGGUCAUCGAACGUUUCCGUGAUGGCAAGGAGAAAGUUCUCGUUACCACCAACGUCUGUGCUAGAGGUAUUGAUGUGGAGCAAGUUUCAGUCGUCAUCAACUUUGAUCUGCCAGUGGACAAGGACGGAAACCCUGACAACGAGACGUAUUUGCACAGAAUCGGGCGUACUGGGCGAUUUGGCAAGAGGGGGUUGGCAAUCAACAUGGUGGACAGCAGAUUUAGCAUGAACAUCCUCAACCGCAUCCAGGAGCACUUCAAUAAGAAAAUCGAGAAGCUGGACACGGAUGAUUUGGAUGAAAUCGAGAAAAUCGCCAACUGAGCCGUCUUUUGUUCUUCUAAUAAGACUGUGCUCGUGCUACGUUUUAAUUCAGAGGCUGGAAGCAGAGCUGUGCCGGAGAGGAUGUUUACAUGUGGAGCAGUUUUAUCUCAGAUGGUGUUUUUAUAGGUUUUGUUUUAAACGCAUUUUCACUCUUUGUACUUCUUAAUAAAUUUUGAAUGUCUAGUCUUAACGUCACGUGUACGAGAACGCUAGAGCAGCGGCCGGCGACAGUGGCACAAAGGAAAUGCCUUUUCAAUAUAUUCACGAUUUCAUCACGAUCCUUGUAAAUCGAACAGCCUGUCUUCACGCGAAUCACAUUUGACUGUUAUAUUGAUUUCAAACAUGGGUCUCCAAACCGAGGACUCGUCGUCUUCGUCGCGGACAGGAUUUGAGGAACAAGCUGAGUUUUCUCUAAGUGUUCAUCGCUUCGUUUUCAGUCAGGUUUAUGUGUUGUGUGAGACCUGGGUGCAGCUACAUUUGAUUCGGUGUGACGCUCCAACCUAGGAGUCAAAAUUCAGGGUUCAUUUAACAUACCGAGAGCUUGUCGUUUGUGUGUUUUUACGUUUCUACUCGAUACCUCGCGAUUUUUGCUACGGAAGGGAUGCUGGCAGUUAUUGGCUUCGACUCAAACCGUAACCGUUGCCAAAAUCCUUUUUAUUGGUGUGAAAUUAUGCAAAAGCCAAAGACUUGUGCCUCCAUUGGAUUCGCCAGUAUUUAACGCAAACGUAUCUAUUCAUCGUGUGCAAAUAUUAGCGUGUUUAAUAAGUACAAAGAGUGAAACCAUGCUAUAUUUAACAGAUGCAGUGUACAAAAAAGAAAAAGAAAGCGGCAUUCGUUGUAAGAGUGCUCUGGAGCGGAAAGCGUGUUUGUGUUCCCGGUAACAGAAUGCAUUGAAUUGGAAAGUGAUCAGGUUCACGUACACAAAUGCAACCGAAGGCUGUGCCACAUUCCCAUUUGCAGCCGCCUUAAAUGUAAAAGGCAGAUGUGAGCGCAUCCUCUACAAUCUCACUGUAUUCUUCAGGGUAGCCGUAGCGAAUUAUUCUUUUAUAUUAUGGGGUGUUUUAAUUUAACCACUCGAAACUCAACCAACAAUGCACUCGGCUCCAUUAUAUAUAUAUACACGUAUAUGCAUUAUGAUAGACAUAUUUUAUUCAUUGGUAUACGAGUAGUGAGGUUGGGGUAAAGUACGUCAGUUGCAUAUUUGAAGGGAAGACUUUUCUUGAUUAAUUACUAGAUCGAUUAAAUAUAUCUCCUGAUGCCUUGUUCGUUUUCUCAGUUUGGUUCAAGCCGUCAAUCAUAUCUGUUACAAUGACAUUAAACAGAGGGGUUUAUUUUUUGCCUUUUUUUUUCUUGCAAACAAAAUAUGAUUUUGCUAAAGGACUGUCUAAAAACCAACACUUGUUCUGAUGUUACAUCAGAUAAUAAAUGGAUUUGUAUCUGUUAUCGAACACAUUCCUGCAUAGUCAUCGUAUUUUCCUUUUUUUUUUUAAUUAGUGUUUAACCGAAACACCCAUAAUGCUUGACAAUUCAGUAAAUGUUGUUUCCGGUGCACCACAAAGCAGUGCGUGUCAUGUUCACUUCAAUGAAGAUGUUUUUUGUAACAUUCACUCUCAUUCGUUUAUGCGAAAAAUGUUUUGAGAAUUUUCUUUUUUUCUAGAAACACGCACUUACUGCUGACAAAUCAGCCUUUUGAAAUGAUUAUUAAUUUCCGUGUCUCACCUCAAUUGAAUGUUGAUGACAAAAAAGUAUGUAUCUCUUUGAAAGCGAUCCGUCGUGACAGAUUGGGUGUGUUUGGGGCGGAUCGGCGACUGUCUGGGUGUUACGGGAUGAGGAAUGCUUGCUUGCCGCGGAUCUUGAUAAAACUGUUUAACAAAUCCAGCACCUCUCAUGUCUGCUGCUUUUGUGGUGAUGUUGAUGUCUGAAUGAUGUGUGCUAGAAUAAAACUACGAAUCAAAGUA
Molecule: messenger RNA, 3604 nt
Organism: Puntigrus tetrazona (Sumatra barb)
Lineage: Eukaryota; Metazoa; Chordata; Actinopteri; Cypriniformes; Cyprinidae
Gene: ddx19b
Product: DEAD-box helicase 19b
Exons: 12
Coding region: 204-1646 (480 amino acids)
Biological process (GO): poly(A)+ mRNA export from nucleus
Cellular component (GO): nucleus; cytoplasmic stress granule
Molecular function (GO): RNA binding; ATP binding; RNA helicase activity
Source: RefSeq, a predicted model, not a curated record